Messenger RNA from Oreochromis niloticus (Nile tilapia), 1425 nucleotides. Its product is annotated as protein-glutamine gamma-glutamyltransferase E-like. Gene Ontology annotation, molecular function: protein-glutamine gamma-glutamyltransferase activity. The transcript is spliced from 6 exons. NCBI's taxonomy places the organism in Eukaryota, Metazoa, Chordata, Actinopteri, Cichliformes, Cichlidae. The coding region runs from base 1 to 867 and encodes 288 amino acids. The record is from RefSeq and is a predicted model, not a curated record. Gene Ontology annotation, biological process: peptide cross-linking.
AUGCUCUCUGACACCAAGUCAGUCAGACAGAACAUCUCCACCAAGGCUGUUGGCUCCAACACGAGGCUGGACAUCACAGACAAGUACAAGUACAAGGAAGGCACUGAGAAGGAGAGAACCGUAUUUAAAUAUGCCCUCUCCAGAAAUAAUGAGAAAAGGGACAAUGACGGGACCACAAACAGUACCAACGGAACAUCUCCUGGGGGCAUCGUUCCACGGCCAAAAAUAUACAUGCAAUUUAAAGAGGUAUCCAAGCCAAAGGACGGUGAGGACGUGAGUCUGAAGCUGGUGCUGAACAGUGAGAGCCACACUGCCAGGCCUGUGUCCAUCAAUAUCAGCGUCCAGGCCAUGAGAUACAAUGGCUCACCGGUUGAAAACAUCCAGAGUGAGGUGAAGGAAGAGACACUGCUGCCUGGGAAAGAUCUGUCCAUCCCUAUCUUGGUCCCCUUCCUGGUGUACCAUAAGCACAUGGUGCACUCUGACAGCAUGAAGAUUUCAGCUGUGGUCACAGAUAAGCUGGAGCCGAAAAAUGUGUACCUAGCAGUGAAUGAUGUCAUUCUGUUGGAUCCUCCAAUCUCCAUCACAACUCCCAGUCUGGCAAGAGUGAACCAAAGCACAACUGCUGAAGUGGUUUUCAUGAACCCAGUCAACAAGACACUGACAGAUUGCACUCUGACUAUUUCUGGAAGUGGUAUUGUGGACGGAGAGCAAAAAUGCAUACUUCCAGAUCUGAAACCAAGCCACAGGUUUCGUGUUACGUUUUUCUUACUUCCCAAGAAGACUGGCAAGAAGACUCUCCUGGCUGACUUUGACUGCUCCUCCUUCAGAGACCUCAAGUGCACCUGUAUUGUCAAUGUCCAACCAUAAUUCCUCAGAAUCACAGGGUAGAAAAUGUGUAAUUUUAAUCAGUAAAUACAUUUUUAAAAAGGCUUGAUGCAGAUAUUUUAUUUUAACACAAUUCUUUAUAUUAAAAACUUUACUAGCAUUAAAAAAAACAACCUUCAAGGGAUAUAAGAUCAUAUAGUUAUAUUCAUCAUAUUCUUUGUGUUUUUCCUUACUUUGAGCUUCAGAAGAACCCUUUUGAGACUGGCUCCAAAAGUGAGUCCAUCUUAACAGACUUCUGUGUUAAAAUGCCCAACUAGACAGUAUAGUAGAAAAAAAUUUUAAAAAUCAAAUGGAAAGUACAGAUUUCCUCAUAACAACUUGUACAGUUGUUAUGAUUUCUUUUUUUCCUAGUGUAUUUGGCUACUGCUGAGGCUUAAACGUAGGGGUAUGGUUCCUUUGAUUGAUAGGUAUGUUAUGGCCAUUUAUUUAGUUAUGUCUGUAAGUGUAUAUUGAAAAUCAUUUGGUAAAGGGUCAGUAAGUGAUUGUAUAAUUUUCCCAAAUAAACUGUCAAAAAUGUAAAAUCUUGUGGAUGUUUGGGUC